This is a messenger RNA of Echinostoma caproni, 495 nucleotides long. Lineage: Eukaryota; Metazoa; Platyhelminthes; Trematoda; Plagiorchiida; Echinostomatidae. The record is from the annotation of a GenBank genome assembly.
AUGGAUGAUAAGAUGAAGAUCCUAUUGGCCUUGUGCAAUCAACAGUCCGUCGACGAUGAGACCCUGAGCACGGCCCUGAUCGAGGUAGAGCGUAUAUUGAACAAUAGGACCUUGACAUCAGUCGCCAGUGCAGCCCUGGGUCUCGCGCUUAUACCAAACUACUUGAUACGUUUGAGGCCGAAUCACGGACAGAUAGUACCACGAACAAUUACAAAAUAUUGUUCGAGUGGUUGGAAACAAGCCACCUACCUAGUGGAAGUUUUCUGUAAGCGGUGGGACCGAAAGUACUUGCCUACCCUACUAGCAGAUCAGAAAUGGAUAUUUGCAGAAAGAAACUUUCGAGUUGGUGACAUAGUACUGCUUGCAGAUGAACAACUGCGGCGAAAUGAAUGGCCCUUGGCGAUCGUCAAAGAAUGCCUCCCGGAUGAGGACGGUCUGGUACGCACGGUUAAGGUGAAAAAGGCAGCUGGUGAAACCCUACGAGACAUACGCUAA